CGUCUCGUACACUUUUGUGGAAAGCGAGCGUUUUCCAACACCAGUGGCAGAAACCACCAUCGUGACCACUUUUCAAAACGUACAAGAAUUAAUGUACCAAUGGAUGCCGCUGGUAUAUAUACAUUUGAGAAUAUCUCAGAUCUAUCCAACGUUAGUAAUUAAUUAGAAGGGUUGUUCUACGGUCCACAGUUCCUGAACCCGAUGUUGCACACACGUACGUGCUGGUCCUUGGUCAGACGUGUGGCUCAGACGCGACCGUGCAGCGGGACUGUGCGUUGGGGUCGUUGCGGGACGUAACUUGGGUUUCCUCGCCGCAGCAGCGUCGCCAUGGCAAAGCACCAUCCGGACAUUUGUGGGGGUCGGCAUUGGGGAGACGUGAAUGCAGGGACCACAACAUGGACAAGAGGGAGAUGGGUUUGGUAUGGUGUGGGUAUGAGCUCGGAUGGAUACUUUGACACUGAGGAGGACCUCAUCAUGUGCCGCAAGCAGUGCGGCAUUGCCAUCGGACGCCUCUGCGAGAAGUGCGACGGAAAGUGCGUGAUUUGCGACUCCUAUGUGAGGCCCUCUCAACUGGCACGGGUUUGUGACGAGUGCAACUACGGCAGCUACCAGGGGCGGUGCGUGAUCUGCGGCGGCGCAGGGAUCUCGGAUGCCUUCUACUGCAAGGAGUGCUGCCAGUGUGAGAAGGACCGCGAUGGAUGCCCCAAGAUCGUGAACCUGGGCACCGCCCGGACCGAUCUCUUCUAUGAGCGACCCUGGGAGGACCAAGCCGCAGUGGCCAAGAACCGCCAGGAGUUGAUGAUCGCCAUCGCUUUGGAGGGGCCGGGCACCCGGGAGCACCGAACUCGCGGAGGGUGCAUAAGUUCGGGGCCAUUUUGGGGACAGGCGUGCAUCUACAAGAAUGCCAUCCGCAUGACGAUGCGCCUGCAGAAGAACUGCCACUUCAAGAUUAUGCCAAUUAAUGUGAUAGAGACUGAGGUGCAUGACGUGGCCAUCUCCUGGGCUCAUCCGUUCGAAUGGCAGGUCGGUCAGGUGCUCUAUCACGGUCCGGCGGCGUUGAAGCUCCCGAUCCUCCGCUCCGGGGGCGGUCGCCACUGGGUCUCCUUGGCACAAGUGGUCUGGGUGUUUCAGCCCGCAGACUUGUGCCAGGUGGUCACCGGCCAAAGCUGGGACAAAGUGGCCGAAGGCGACGGCUCUGUCGGGCGCGAUUGGCAGCAGGCAUCAGUCCUUGGACGACCCCACAAGUCAAGGGAUGCCGGGAACCCGUUCGAUGUCUCCCGCUUGGACUUGCUCCGCUUGCUGGCGCGAUACGUGCAGGCCCAGUUGCAGCUCGUCGCCUCACUGGCCAAGGAGCGACAGAUGAACAGCAUCAUGGUUCGGGCCACAGAGGGAGGAGAUGGAGUCCGAAUUCUGAGCCUGCAGGGCACCCUCUUCCGCGGCAGCGGCUUAACCGCUGCUCAGCUCGGCUUAAGCGCCUCGCUCGCUCCGAGGCCCUCCAUCAUCCGCGCGAGCUUCUUCGAUUUGCACAUGGCCUUAUGGGUGGAUCGGCAUCCCCACUAUCAGGUGGUCGUGCCAGGGAACCUCAGGAAGUUGGACUCACUCAACGAUGCUGCAGAAGCGCACUACUCACGGCGCCCACUGGAGCCGUUGGAGCUUGGCUGUGGCUGCGGCACGGGGCGCCACACGGCGCGCACGGAGUUCGGUGCAGCGCUGGGCGAGCGCCCGGAGUUCAGUGCACGUGCUCUCGGAUGCUUGGAGAGGUUGGGAGGAUAUUCCUUCCAGACGGUGGGCUUGGGUGAGCCCUUUACCGGCGUGGGGAUGAAGCUUUUCCUCUAUGACAGAGCGCUGAAAGAGCUCGUCGGCCGGCAGAUACCAGCAAAUGAGCCGGUCUUGUUGUUGGAUGCGUGGGACACACUGAUCUUAGGCUCCGCAGAGGAGUUCUAUGCGAAGCUCGAAGACAUGGACCUUUUAGCCCAGAAUGCAAUUCUUUGUGGUGCCGAUCGCAUUUGUGCACCCGAAUACAAGAUGGCGCCCAAGAUGGAACGUUAUUUCCCCGACAUCGCAACUCCCUGGCGAUAUCCCAACUCGGGCUGUAUCUGUGGCUCUGCUGCAGCGGUGACCGCCUUCAUUCAUGGCCUGGUCCAUGGCACUGAAGGGGGAACCUACAGUGAGAAGGAUGAUGAUCAACUCAGAGUGCAAGAGUUCCUCCUGAACUGGGAGACCCGCGGCGUGCGAUAUCCCUUCCACUUGGACCACGAAUGCCGGAUGUUUCAGAACAUGGGCGAACCCGAGUGUGGUUGGGACUUCGAGCUGCAUGGAUCCGUUCCCCGCGUGCGCAACCUGCGGACGGGGCACCAGCCACUGGUCGUCCAUGGAUGCGGAGGGCAUGGCCGGUGGUUUCUCAGUGACAUCUACCGCGAAUUGGAGUUGCUGGAAUUUUUGGAUGUCAAGCCUGACGACUUGGCUUCUGUCCCCUAUGCUGGGCUGGUGGCCCCUGGAGAGCAGGUGACCGAGGAGCACUGGGUGGAGCAGCCGCCCUGGGAGUUUCCCUUCCAGGCCUUCGAGGUGAUCCGCGGCGCCGCGCUGCGGGAAGAGGCCGCCGAGGCUGCCGAGCUUCCAAAGAUAGGCCGCUUCGUCGCUGCGCCACACCGAUGCGCCACACUGGGGAUCACGUGCAUGUGUAGAUUUGAUCGGGGUCUGGGGGGUUUGGCUAUGGAGUGUAGGUAA
Messenger RNA from Durusdinium trenchii, 2727 nucleotides. The record is from the annotation of a GenBank genome assembly. NCBI's taxonomy places the organism in Eukaryota, Dinophyceae, Suessiales, Symbiodiniaceae.